AAGGAUGGUAGAAGACUGCAAAAGAGAGUCAGAAGCAGAGAGAGAGAGAGAGAGAAAGAGAGAGAGUCCUGUCUCUAUAUCUGCUGGAAGAGUGGCAAGAGUCUGAGAGAGCUGGCAAAAGGGCGGUAGGCCGGGAGUGCGGUGAUGGGAGGAGUCGACACCACCACCACCUUCGCCCCUUCCUUCCAUCUCCUCAACCCCAAAUCACAUCUCAGCCUCCUCCAUGAUCAAGUUGACGACAACAAGAAGAAGAGGAACCACUCCGAAGACGAUGCUAACGGCGACGACCGCUCCUCCAGCGCCGACGACUUCGUUGAAGCCGGCUCCGGCGGCUGCAGCUCCGGGCGGCGCCCACGUGGCCGGCCGCGCGGGUCCAAGAACAAGCCGAAGCCGCUCGUCAUCGUCACGCGCGAGAGCCCCAACGCGCUCCGCUCCCACGUCUUCGAGGUCGGCAGCGGGGCCGGCAUCAUGGACACGAUCGCCACCUUCGCCCUCCGGCGCCGGCGCGGGGUCGCGAUCCUCAGCGCCAGGGGCGCCGUCACCGACGUGAAGCUCCGACAGCCGGACGCGCCGCCGGGAUCCGUGGUGGCGCUCCCUGGCAGGUUCGAGAUCCUCUCUCUUUCGGGGGCAUUCCUCCCUGCACCAGCGCCGUCGGGCGCCACCAGCCUGUCAGCGUACCUGGCCAGGGGGCAGGGCCGGGUGGUGGGCGGGAGCGUGGUGGGGGAGUUGGUGGCCUCGGGACCGGUGGUGAUAAUAGCAGCCACGUUCGCAAACGUUAUCUACGAGCGGCUGCCUCUCCCUGACGACGAGCAGCCGGUAGGGACAGAGCAAAGUAAAGGAGGCAACGGCGCGAGCGAUGACAGCUUCUCAGCUGCGGAUCCGUCGUCCAUGUCGCUCCCAACCGAUCUGCUGCGCCAUGGCAAGCAAGAUGUGUUCGGCGCAUGGGCUUUGGCAGGGGGCAGGGCCGGGUGGUGGGCGGGAGCGUGGUGGGGGAGUUGGUGGCCUCGGGACCGGUGGUGAUAAUAGCAGCCACGUUCGCAAACGUUAUCUACGAGCGGCUGCCUCUCCCUGACGACGAGCAGCCGGUAGGGACAGAGCAAAGUAAAGGAGGCAACGGCGCGAGCGAUGACAGCUUCUCAGCUGCGGAUCCGUCGUCCAUGUCGCUCCCAACCGAUCUGCUGCGCCAUGGCAAGCAAGAUGUGUUCGGCGCAUGGGCUUUGGCGAGUUCUCGGCCGCCUCUCUCCUAUUGGUAGAACUCUUCGGCCGACACUACGCCGCCCGAGAAGUGGAAUGAGAACUCAGCGCCUGUUUCAUCUCUUCUGCAGGAUCGGAUCUCACGAACUUUGAUGUACACUAUUGCAUGUAAUCGAAUGUUUUCGUUUCA
Molecule: messenger RNA, 1384 nt
Organism: Musa acuminata AAA Group (dessert banana)
Lineage: Eukaryota; Viridiplantae; Streptophyta; Magnoliopsida; Zingiberales; Musaceae
Product: AT-hook motif nuclear-localized protein 23-like
Exons: 1
Coding region: 145-1020 (291 amino acids)
Cellular component (GO): nucleus
Molecular function (GO): minor groove of adenine-thymine-rich DNA binding; DNA-binding transcription factor activity
Source: RefSeq, a predicted model, not a curated record